CGGCUUAUGUGUUGUGAAUAGUGUCAAAAAAUAGCGGCACUGCGUGCAAUUGGGACAAGGACAAGGACAGAUACAUGGCGAAGAGUCUUGGACACGAAGCCAGAGCCUGCUAUUUGACCAGACCAAGCAUGCACACCAAGUCAACCUAUUCUCUGAAGAAUUUGUUCAAAAAAAUGUAUAUAACAGAUGCUAGUCAAAAUAGAGACAGGGACCGUGAUCGUGAUCGUGAUCGGGACCGUGACCGUGACCGUCGCCGAGGCAAUGCCAACACCGGCAACACCAAAAAAACCAGCGCUGGUGGCAGCUCGCACUCGAUUUGGUCGGACCGCAGUGGGCGCCAACAAUCUACCUCCGGAUCGCGCGGAAAGGGAGAGGGUCGCAACAGUGCGGAAGCCACACGGGAAUUGGAAAACCUAAAUCGAGAGUUCCAACGCGACAUUCGCAGGCUGGAGCAGUCCAUUUGCAACAUGGACUUUCGCGAGAAGUCUGUGGCCACCGAAUGGAUAGCCAAGCUGCAUGAUGCCAAUCCUAAUUUGAGAGAGGCACGCGCUCGCAAUGACAUCCUCAGCUAUUUGCUCAGAUGUGUGGACGAGAGUUUUAAUCGAGAGCCCUUUAACAAACCCCCACCGCUCAGCAGUUUGGCGAGCAUAAAGGCUUCAAUGCCCUUGAGCAAGAACACUGUAUGCAUGAUACCCAACGAGCUGGAUAAGCAAAAAUAUCUCACCCAACUAUAUAAUGAUUCGUACGAUAGUGGCGAUUUUUUGUCCCAAUUGCCUGUGCCGCGGGAUGGAGCUUUCUUUGUGUUGCACUUACGUCCCAACUUGUAGAGUUUUGUGCGCCUCUAUAGCUGCCAAUUUCUGAUUGCUAGAAGUCAAUACUACAAAUUCCAAAUUAAACAAAAGUUACGCGUGGUAAAA
This is a messenger RNA of Scaptodrosophila lebanonensis, 917 nucleotides long. Its product is annotated as serine/threonine-protein kinase prpf4B-like. The record is from RefSeq and is a predicted model, not a curated record. Lineage: Eukaryota; Metazoa; Arthropoda; Insecta; Diptera; Drosophilidae.